This is a messenger RNA of Onthophagus taurus, 1645 nucleotides long. The record is from RefSeq and is a predicted model, not a curated record. NCBI's taxonomy places the organism in Eukaryota, Metazoa, Arthropoda, Insecta, Coleoptera, Scarabaeidae.
UCAUAUUUAAAAGUGAAAUUCUUAAAAAUAAAUAAUCACAAAAAACAACAUAACCUAACUUAACCUCACUUAAGUAACGCUGUUCGUGUGUUUAUUCAACAAGUUAAUUUAAAGAAAUGGGCAAAAAUCACCGUCAUUCGAAGAAUUUAAAAUCAGAGAGGUCCAAAAUCAAGUUAAAAACCCAAAAAACCAAGUUCUUACCGAAAGGCUUAAACGUAACCAACACCAACUUCAAAAUAAAACCAAUCGUGGUUCCUCAUCAACUUGUGCAGCACAAAUCACAGGUUACCUCGCAAAAUCUCGAUUUUAAGGACAUCAUGAACCGAAUUAAACAUCACAACGUAACAGUUAACUUAAACAGUUUACAACAAUUAAAAGAAUUCAUCUAUAUAGUACAAAAUAACGUUUUGGAUAAGUACGUUUUACAAAUAUGCGAAUUACUUUGUCCGUUAUACGUACACAUCGAUCAAAAAUUACGCCGAGAAGCUAUAACUUUAACACAUCAUUUAAUUAAAUUGAUUAAAAGUGUUGGAAUUGAGCCCCACAUAAACAGAAUUGUAUCAUAUUUAUGUUGCAUGAUGACACAUCUUAACGAAAACGUCCAAGAAGAUUCUUUACGACUGUUCGAUGUUUUAAUCCAAUCGAUUCCUGGAUUAUUAGCAACAAGAUGUGAUAAAAUCAUCCAAAAUUUUGUUUUAUUAAUUUCAAAAAUUAAAAUUAACGCGAAUGAUAAAUCGAUGUUGCAAACUACGAUUAAAAAUAAACGAACAAGUGUUGAAUGGCGUUUAAUGGUUUUAACAAGAUUCAACGAGUUUUUAGGGGUGAUUUUAACCAGGAAGAAACAAGAAAAUGUAAUCGAUAUAGUACCAAUUAAUAUUAUUAAAGUGGAAAGGCAAAGAAUUAGUGCUCCGAUUUAUUAUAAAAAGGAAGAAAUUGAUAUUUAUCGUGAUGAUAUCAAUGUUGAUGUUUGGUUGGAUGAUUGUGUUAAGGAUGUUUUGGUGUUAUUAAAAGGGAUUUGGUUGGAAGUUCAACCUAGUAAUAAGCAUUCCAUUCAAUCAGCGCAAUUAUUUUGUACUGUGAUUAAUAACGAGGUUUUAAACAUUUUGCAUUGCAUUUUGAGUAUAAUUAGUUCCUUUUAUGAGUUGAUGGUGAUUAAAACUCAAGAAAAUCAAGAGAUUAAAAUUGUAGGUUAAUUUUUUGACACAUGACAUAACCUCAAAUAAUUCAGGAAUUAUCGUGUUGCUUAAAAAUCGAUAAUUUGGUUUUUUAAUCGACGGGAAAUCACUCAAGUAAGUCGUUACAUAUAAAAAAAAAGUAAAAUUUAUCGAAAAAUUACUUUAAAGUUUCGACGUGACGUAUAUUUUAAGGGUUUUUUCGAUAGAUGGCGCUAUCUCCUAUGCGUCUUAAAGUGACAUUAAGAAGUGAAGGCGAUUAAUUAUCGAGAUAUUUAAUUAUUGAGAUAAUGAAUUGCAUUUUAAUAUACGAGUUAGUUACGAUAUUUUUCCGUUGACUGUUUUUUCAACAAAAUAAUUCUAUCACUGGCAAACUUUAAGAAAGUCCAACCGAACUAAUAUAAUAGUCAAUUUAGUAAAUAUUCUCGAAUGAAAUCUGUAAUACCGACCACUACAUCUAUUCGGUAAGACUA